Molecule: messenger RNA, 1415 nt
Organism: Coccidioides immitis RS
Lineage: Eukaryota; Fungi; Ascomycota; Eurotiomycetes; Onygenales; Onygenaceae
Product: chorismate mutase
Exons: 4
Coding region: 400-1209 (269 amino acids)
Biological process (GO): chorismate metabolic process; aromatic amino acid biosynthetic process
Cellular component (GO): cytoplasm
Molecular function (GO): chorismate mutase activity
Source: RefSeq, a predicted model, not a curated record
GAUAAUAUUUUGCUCAAGCUUCUGUCAGCUCUGGGUGCCGGUCAGAGCUGAGCCUUGUACGGAGUAAAUAUCCGACAAUUUCGGCGUCCUCGGAGUUCAUGGGAGUCGUGGGCAUGUGCCAUUCGCUGGUCCAAUAUUCGCUGAGGAACCAUGAAAGCUCAUUCACUUGACUAGAGUGAAUGAGCUUUCAUGGUCACCCCCCCAGCUGAGAUCCUUGGUGAUUUGCAUCCUAUUGUUGGAGUGACUUGCAAAAGCCAAAGUCGAGGGAUAGUUAACUAUUUAAGCUGGUGGGGUUUUGGCACUUGAACUAGAGCUUUAGUCUUUUGACACCCGCAACUAUUAACCACGCAAUUGUUUCGAGGCGGACAUUUGUCUCGCAGACGAGAAGAAUUAAACGCGAUGGAUGCAGCAAUUGAUCUCUCAGAUGCCUCCAAGGCCUUGGACCUCGACAACAUCCGUUUCCAACUGAUCCGCCUGGAAGACACCAUAACCUUCCACCUCAUCGAGCGCGUUCAAUUCCCUCUCAACAAGCGGAUCUAUAUCCCUGGCGGGGUGAACAUCCCCAAUAGCGACCUUAGCCUUAUGGACUGGAUGCUCCGCGAAACAGAACGAAUUCAGUCGCGCGUUCGACGCUAUCAAUCGCCCGAUGAAUAUCCAUUCUUUCACGAGGCACUCGAGACACCGAUCCUCCAACCCCUCCAGUACCCGCACAUCCUGCACAAGAAUGACGUGAAUGUCAAUGAUAUGAUAAAGUCGAGGUAUAUUAACGAGAUUUUACCCCAUGCGUGCGGCAAGUUUGGCGGAAGGGAAGACCGGGGAGAGGCUCAAGAGAAUUACGGGUCCGCGGCUACAUGUGAUGUGAGCUGUUUGCAGGCGCUGUCGAGGAGGAUUCAUUUUGGAAAAUUCGUCGCUGAAUCCAAGUUUCGAAAAGAGCCGGAACGGUUCGUGAAGUUGAUUAAAGCAGCGGAUAAAAAGGGGAUUGAGGAUGCAAUCACGAAUAUCCAGGUGGAGAAAAAGGUCCUGGAGAGGUUGAGGUUGAAGGCUGCUACGUAUGGUAGAGACCCGGCGAAUCCUGAUGACAGUAAUUCGAAGAUUGAUGUUGAAGCCGUUGUUGCCAUGUACAAGCACGCUGUUAUCCCUAUGACGAAGAUCGUAGAGGUGGAAUACCUUAUGCAACGAUUGCAGGGAACAGAAUGGGAAACCAAUUGAUUGUAGUGACUUAAUAAUGGCAUAUUACAUGCCUCUUUUUCCUUUUUACGAGAUCUACGACCCGCAUUGGGAGCAAAGGUAAGGGGAUACACCAUUCAGGAAAUAGAUAUCGAUAGAAUUUAAUAUAUUCAAGAUGGAGGACUGGCAUAGUCUUUGACGGCGUUAACCGCCGUCUCAAACUUCGAAGCUUCUAUCAAAAUCAUAGA